Molecule: messenger RNA, 1020 nt
Organism: Neopsephotus bourkii (Bourke's parrot)
Lineage: Eukaryota; Metazoa; Chordata; Aves; Psittaciformes; Psittacidae
Gene: TECR
Product: trans-2,3-enoyl-CoA reductase
Exons: 13
Coding region: 86-1012 (308 amino acids)
Biological process (GO): very long-chain fatty acid biosynthetic process
Molecular function (GO): oxidoreductase activity, acting on the CH-CH group of donors
Source: RefSeq, a predicted model, not a curated record
UGUCCCCUCCCAGCCCCGCGGCAGCGAUUGGCGGGGGCGUGAGGAGGCGGUUGACGUCAGCAGGGGGCGCCGGGCGGGAGCAGCCAUGAAGCACUACGAGGUGGAGAUCCUGGAUGCGCGCAGCCGCCAGAAGCUCUGCUUCCUCGACAAGGUAGAGCCUCACGCCACCAUCGCUGACAUCAAGAACCUCUUCACCAAGGCCCAUCCCCAGUGGUACCCAGCCCGGCAGUCACUGCGGCUGGAUCCCAAGGGCCGGUCCCUGAAGGAUGAGGAUGUGCUGCAGAGCCUCCCCGUGGGUACCACGGCCACCUUCUACUUCCGAGACCUCGGGGCACAGAUCAGCUGGGUGACGGUGUUCCUGACGGAGUACGCGGGGCCGUUACUCAUUUACCUGCUCUUCUACUUCCGGGUCCCCUUCCUGUAUGGGCCCCGCUACGACUUCACUGCCAGCAGGCACCGAGUGGUCCACCUGGCCUGUGCCUGUCACUCCUUCCACUACAUCAAGCGCCUCUUGGAGACCCUCUUCAUCCACCGCUUCUCCCAUGGGACCAUGCCCCUGCGCAACAUCUUCAAGAACUGCACCUACUACUGGGGCUUUGCUGCCUGGAUGGCCUAUUACAUCAACCACCCGCUGUACACCCCCCCCGCCUAUGGGGAUGAUCAGGUGAAGCUGGCGCUGGCCAUGUUCCUGUUUUGCCAGCUCGGGAACUUCUCCAUCCACGUGGCCCUGAGGAACCUGCGCCCUGCGGGCUCCAAGACGCGCAAGAUCCCGUACCCCACCCGCAACCCCUUCACAUGGCUCUUCCUGCUCGUCUCCUGCCCCAACUACACCUACGAGGUCGGCUCCUGGAUCGGUUUCACCAUCAUGACCCAGUGCCUGCCUGUGGCUCUCUUCUCGCUGGUGGGCUUUGUGCAGAUGGCCAUCUGGGCGCAGGGCAAGCACCGCAGUUACCUGCGGGAGUUCCGCGAGUACCCGGCCCUGCGCUCCCCCAUCGUCCCCUUCCUGCUCUGAGCACCCCC